Messenger RNA from Microplitis mediator, 1588 nucleotides. RefSeq lists its product as uncharacterized. The coding region runs from base 435 to 944 and encodes 169 amino acids. The record is from RefSeq and is a predicted model, not a curated record. NCBI's taxonomy places the organism in Eukaryota, Metazoa, Arthropoda, Insecta, Hymenoptera, Braconidae. The transcript has 5 exons.
AUACAGUCUGCCCUAGAACUUGCCACCUUCUUUAAGUUCAAAGUGAAUAACCAGCUGAGUUUGUUUGGAAAUAUCAAUAAUGAUAAAUAUUACAUUCGCAUACGCCAUUACUCCAGUAUUAAAAACCGAUGCAUUUAAAUUUACAUUUUUUACGCAGAGUUUAAUUGUAAAAAAAAUAACUUUCAAAAUUUAAGUUAUUAAAUAUUAAUUAAUAAACUGUGAUAAAUUAUUUUGAACUUAUUGAGCUCGAUACUAAAAAUAUAGUUCCGACUUUAUAAAUAUUUCUUGGUAACAUAUUCUUCUUACUGUGGAUUAAGUGAAAAACGUAAGAAAAAAAGGUUGUUAAGUUUUUAAUUACAACUUCUUAGUUUGCUGUUACCAGUAGGUAUAUUUAUCAUCCAGCAUUCAAGUUUAAACUUUGAAAAAAAAAAAUCAUGAAGCUGCAAAUGUACAAGUGUUGCUUGUGGUCUUUAAAAACUGGAGUACUGAUUUUUGGAAUUUUUGAAAUAUUUCGGUUUAUAUUUAUUGUAGCGGUUGUUGGAGUUGAUCUUAAUAAUUUGGGACUAAAUUAUACAGAAGAUGGUGAAGAUGUUUAUGAACCUCGGAUUUUAGAUGAUCCAGAAUUAGUUUAUUUUUUUGUUCCUCUUUGUUUUAUUAUGCUGCUAUUCGCGGUUUUUAUGAUUUGGGGGUCACAAAAGGAUAAUUACAAAUUUAUAAUGCCGCAUUUUUAUGCACAUUUGUUUUUCAUUGUUUCACUCACUAUUACUCAAGUGUACGAUAUUAUUUUAGAAUUUGCUUAUUAUAACAAUUUUGGAAAUGGUCUUUUUGCAAUCGCUAAAGGGUUUCUCGGAGACGCGGCUGAUAUAUAUUUUUGUGUAAUGACGUACAGUCGUAUAAAAGAAAUAAAAAGUGCAAAAAAUAUAAUAUAUCCUCUGAUAUAUUAAAAACCGAAAUUACUAAAAUAACUUCAUUUUUCGUAAUAUUAUACUUGCAUUGCGCUAAUGGAUAUGACGUAUGAUAUUAUUUACAAUUUUUUACAUCAAUUAAUAAUUUUAAAAAUUCAACUUUUUUCACUCCUCCAUUGGGUCACGAUCUGAGCACUUUAGAAUUUCACCAAUUUUUUGAUUUAUCAAAAUGUUUAUAAAUUUAUGACAAAGACAAAUAUAUAAUAUAUCAAUAAAUUUAUUUAAAAAUAAAACUCUUUUAAAGUUAUAAUAGAAUUAAACACUACACAGAAGUCAACAAGAUUAUUUUAUUUAUUAUGGAUGUUGUUUAAAUUCCAUAAAAUUUGAAAUUGAUGAUAAAUUCAGAGUAUCAGGAUCGAAUGAGUCACAUUGUUGAUAAGCACCGAUUUGAAUGAAAACUUAUGUGACAUCGAAAGAAGAAAUAAAUAAUAUUUCCAGCAUGCAGAUGUCUGAAAUGAAUUCAUGAAGAGUCUGCUCCGAAAAGAUGAAAAAUUAACAUAAUGAAAUUGUUUUAAGACACACAGAUUUUAGUGAUACACUUUUACUUUAUUAUUAAAAUAUAAUUGGAGUAUAAUAAUAAAUGUAAUAAAAGCAAUUUUUCAAUUUUAUUAUAAAAGUAUUGA